AAGGCAAAGACGGACAUAGGAAAUAAUAAUAAUAAGAAGAAGAAUAAAUUUUCACAAAGUUUUUAUUAAAAUUUAUUAAAGUGAUUAUUAUUGCAUUAACACAACUAUGAUAAAGCACAACGGUUAAUUUAUUUCUUAGCUUCUCUUCAGAAUUUUACCUUCUUUACCGGGAUGUCCAGCCAAGAGAAGCGACGCAAGUUCAAUGAAGCCGUCGUCAACAUGCUCUUUCCUCCUCCGCCUCCUCCUCCGCACCCACAAGAUGGGGACGAACCUCUGAACAUUCUCAGUGAAGGCUUUGAUGCGGAACUAUUUUCAGGUCCAAAAAAAUCGAACGUAGAUGAGUUGGGUUUGGGGGAGAUCGGUUCUUCCACCACGAGUGAUGAGGAUGAUGAUGGUGGUGGUGGUGGUGGUGGUGGCAAUGAUAGCGGGUCUCAGAAGCUUACAAGAGCUCAGCGGAAGAGACUCCGUAAAAAGAAGCUCAAGGAAGACGCUUCUCGCCGUAGGAAGAUUAUUGGGCCCCUUUUACCUCCCCAUAAUGAUAAACUUGAAAAUGAUCCUCCAACUGUUCGAUGUUAUGCCGCUGAAGAAGCUUUUGACAAGCCAGGAGAACCAUCUAAUUUAGGUCCCCAGAACAAACUAAAGCAAAGGAGGAUGGCAAAGAAACUGGCCAGGAAAAGCCUCAAAGUGUCCAGUGAAGAGGACUGCCAUCAAUAUCAAAACUUGAGUUCUGCUGAUGAACAACAAGCGUGAACGACACUGCCUUGAGAAUUUUUUGUUUGGGAAUUUGGUUGAAUGGAAAUAAUUUAUACUC
Ziziphus jujuba (common jujube) is the source of this 811-nucleotide messenger RNA. RefSeq lists its product as uncharacterized. The record is from RefSeq and is a predicted model, not a curated record. Lineage: Eukaryota; Viridiplantae; Streptophyta; Magnoliopsida; Rosales; Rhamnaceae. The transcript is spliced from 4 exons. Bases 172 to 750 code for a protein of 192 amino acids.